AUGUUGAGUAAAGACCAGUGCCCUCAAUCUGAAUAUGAUAUCAAUGCCAUGAAGAAAGUUCCCUAUGCUAAUGCUAUUGGAUCUGUGAUGUACUUGAUGGUUAGCACUAAGCCUGAUAUUGUCUAUGCUGUGUCUUGCUUGAGUAGAUACAUAUCUAAUCCUGGUCCUGUUCAUUGGGAGGCUUUGAAAUGGUUGUUGAGAUAUCUUAAAAAUACUGCAAAGUAUGGUUUGUGCUAUUCUAGAUGUGAAGAAGGUGUUAAAUUGACUGGAUUUGUUGAUUCCAAUUAUGCUAAUGAUAGAGAUAAGAGGAAGUCCACCACCUCCUAUGUCUUUACUGUAUGCAGAUCAUGUAUAAGUUGGAAAUCACAGUUGCAACAUAUAGUGGCUCUGUCCACUACUGAAUCUGAGUACAUUGCCAUUACUAAGGCAAUGAAAGAGGCUGUCUGGUUGAAGGGAGUACUUUCUUAA
This is a messenger RNA of Salvia splendens (bonfire salvia), 468 nucleotides long. Its product is annotated as secreted RxLR effector protein 161-like. The transcript has a single exon. Bases 1 to 468 code for a protein of 155 amino acids. The record is from RefSeq and is a predicted model, not a curated record. NCBI's taxonomy places the organism in Eukaryota, Viridiplantae, Streptophyta, Magnoliopsida, Lamiales, Lamiaceae.